AUGUAUUCUUUAACAGAAGAAAUAGGUCUUUUGAAUCCCGUUCAAGAUUUGCUAGCUAAAGAAAAUCAAGAAGAUAACGAUUGGUCUAUGAUUAUGGAAGUUGAAGUUGAAGAUCCCACCUACAAUUCUUCAUCUGAUAAGAUUGAUGAAAAAAACAUCAUAAUAAAUGGUAAGAACAACCAACAUUUCCUGCAGAAGAACAAUGAAACAGUAACAGAACAUGGUACUUCUCAGCAUUCCAUACUCAUACCUGGUGCAACAAUAUGUGGAUCGUUUUUGUGCUAUAACCAGGGACAAUGCUAUACUAACUUACAUUCGCCUUCUUCAAAAUGCUUAUGUCCACUUGGAUAUUCAGGUGAUUUCUGUGAUAAAGUGGAUGAAGGAUACCAGUUUCCGUAUAUCGAGCAAGGUGGUUAUCUAAAAUUUUAUUUUAAAUCGUCUGCGUUAUACAGUGGUAUCAAUCAUAGUUUUAUCGAAAGAAGUAAUCAAGUGUCAAUGAAUAGUACUAAUACCUAUAAAGUGGACUUUGAAAUACGACCAAGCCUUACUGAUGGAAAUUAUUUAUUAGUCAUUCCAUGGUCGGAUGUUAUACAUUAUGAAAAAUAUCUGAAAAAUGUCAAUGAUAUGGAGUUCAGUUAUGUCUCGUUUGGUGGACAUCCUAAAUUAACUAAAACAGGAGGUCCAAUUCAUUUUCUUGGUUAUAUUUUUGAGCAAAGUUAUAGUGGCUGCAUACAAAAUAUACGGAUUAAUGAAGUUCCUAUAGAUCCUAGACGUAAGGCUUUCUUAGGAGAUGCUGUGGAUGGGUAUGGGAUUACUAAUUGUGGUUUUGGUUUAUGUGAAAAGAAAAAAUGCAAAAAUAAUGCCUCGUGUUUGCAAACAUCUGGUUCCAGUGUUAUUUGUCAAUGCCCUUUGGGAACUUCGGGUCGACAAUGUGAACAAAGAGUUGAGCUAAUAAUGCCGUUCUACAAUGGAUAUUCGUACACCGAGUAUUUCGGAUUGAGUGGAACAUCAUCAUCAUUCACCACCUUGGAACUUCAAUUUAGACCAUCACAACCAAACGGGCUGAUUUUAUAUGAAGGUUAUAGUCAUGAUAGGCGUGGGGACUUCUUGGCUAUUAUGUUAGUUCACGGAUAUGUUGUAGUGGCGUUUGACUUAGGUUCCGGUUCAGCGUUUUUAAAGAAUGAGAAAGAAAUAAAAUUAAAUGAAUGGCACAUAGUCCAUUUUUGGAGAAUUGGUCGUGAUGGUUAUCUCCAAGUCGACUCAGAUGAGCAUAUUAUGACAAAUUACUCAUUCGGUUUACAAGUUCAGCUAACGUUAACUUACUCUUUGUAUCUUGGUGGACAUCCAAAUGCUAAUUUUAUAUCAACCCAUAUAAAACCAUUUAUUGGAUAUGCAACAAAUUUGAGUAUUGGAUUUCAAGGAUGCAUCAGUAAAAUUGAAACAAACGGAGUACUUAUUGAUCCUAUUAGGGAUGCGAUAGGUGGCGUGAAUAUUUUAAAUUGUCCUGGACAAGAAUGUGGAUUUCCAAACCCUGUAUGUUUAAACAACGGGAAAUGUUUACAGGACUUAAAAGGUUUUACAUGUUUAUGUCCUCUUGGAUUUCAGGGGAAGAAUUGUAAAGAAAUCACUUCACAUUCUGAACUGAUUUCAGCUGAAUUAUUGGGUAUUUUACGCGAUUUUACACGAACUAUUCAGCUAUCUAAGCAAGCACAAUACAUUUGGAUUACAGAUUCAUGUUCAAAAAAUUUGCAUUUACAACUCCAGGUGACAAACCGUCUAUUCGGUUUUCAUCGUAAUUCAGUGACAUUACAAGUGAUACCCAAUAGUCGUCACUAUCAUAUAUCGCUUGAAUUUCGGCUAUCCAACAAAAGUUUGGGAAAUGGCAUUACUUCUAUGAAAAAUUAUCCGUCAACAAGUAAUGCAUCAUUUAAGCUGUUCAAACAAUAUUUGGUCUAUGGUGUAUUUCAAGGUGUACACAAAAUACAAAAUAUAUUAAUUCAGCUUCUUUCCAGCAGAAGACUAAAAUUAGGUCUAGAAUAUGUAGACACUGAAAAAUAUAUAGUCACCUUAUCUAACGUGACUAAUCAAUCCUCGAACAAUGAUGAAUUAUGGAAAAUUGGCCGUAACCAAUUUAGUCAACGUAUGUUGAUACAAAUGUAUGACAUUUCAGAGAAGUUAGAGUUGAGACACGAUUGGCACAAACUCAUACUUACAAAAAGUAAUGCUGCUUUUCUUUUAGGAGGAAUCCCUGAAACUCUACAUGCACAAAGACGAUACCUGGAACUGAUGAGUAAUGGAUAUUCAUCUUCACAUAAAGAGAAUGUUUUUAUCAAAUCCAAAAAUUUCAAUGGUUGUAUAAAGAAGUUAGAAAUUAAUGGACAUCCUACUUCAUUUGGUCAUGUUGCUGACGGGCAAGAUAUUACUCAAUGCACAUGA
This is a messenger RNA of Schistosoma haematobium, 2436 nucleotides long. RefSeq lists its product as uncharacterized. The transcript is spliced from 11 exons. The record is from RefSeq and is a predicted model, not a curated record. Lineage: Eukaryota; Metazoa; Platyhelminthes; Trematoda; Strigeidida; Schistosomatidae. The coding region runs from base 1 to 2436 and encodes 811 amino acids. Gene Ontology annotation, molecular function: calcium ion binding.